AUGCUGAAACCCUUGCAUGCUCGCCAGCUUAGGACGGCGCAGUUAGCCCCCGACCUCUUUCGCAGCUUCAAGCGGCUCUGGCUGUCGCAGGGGCACCUUCAGGAGCUGGCGGGCCCAGAGGACCUAGCACACCUGGCAAGCUCUGCUGUGAAGCUCGGCAUCGUCCAGGAGGAGCAAUUCAACCUAGCGUUGGCUUCUGCUGGCCUUCAGCACGUUGGCCAAUUCUCCCCUUCGCAGCUGGCUUUAUUUUGCAGCAAUCUGGCCCGGCUGCCUUCAGCUGGCCGUGCUGCGUUUCUGGCUGUCGCUGCCCUCCAGGUGCAGCGGACCUUGCGCUUCAGCUCCUUCGUGGACCUGGGCCUGCUUUCGCAAGCUUUCGGCAGCAGCAGCAUCACGCUCACUCGCGAGGCAUCCGAGCUGUACCUGCAAAGGCUUUCCGUUGUUUCCAAAGAGGAGCUUGCGAAUCUGGCGCAAGGGCCAGGAUCCGGAUCCGAUCUGGUGAACAGCUUGGCAGCAGCACUGGAACGCGUGGCCGAAGGUUCUCUCCAGCUGCUGAGUCCGAGCGUCGACGGGGAGUUGCUCCUUGCAUCCAUUCGGCCAUUGACUCUGGAACUCUGUGCUCGGAGAGCUGUGCGUCCGCGGACAGCUGCUGCAGUGCUGGGCCAGCAUGCCCACUUCUCCGUACGAGACCAAGAGCUCUUCGAGGCCUUGGAGGAUGAAGAGCAUAGCUCUUCCGACAUUAGUGCAACGCUUGCCGGAAGACUCCUGAGACCUCUUGGUGCUCUUGGACAUCCCUCCGAGCACUUUCUGCAGAGCGUCGACAAGAGCUUGUCGAUUUGGGGAAAGCGACUUUCAGCCACGAUCCAAAGCGAUUCUGGUGUCCCAAAUGUGGUUUUCGAGCCAUGGACCCGUUCGACGAGGUCACUACCAGCGCUGGCAGCUGACCUUUUUGCAGCAGCUUUGCUUGACUUCGCCUUUCUGUCGGAAGUGUCCGUCACAUACCUCUUCUCUGCAGCGAAGACGCAGUGUCAACUGAACUUGCCCGCGGACUCUGCACUUCGAAUGAAGUGCGCUGGCGAGAUUGCUGCUGCUUCCCAAGUCUGGCUCCAGCACGUCGCGGGCCAUCCAGAAGCCUGCUGGCUGGCGGACUGGGCAGAAGAGGUCUUCUCGACGGGUGGCCCGCAGCACAACCUUGCUCCGCAGCCAAGUUCAGCUUUGCUCCGCUCCGUCUUCGCAGCGCUGCAGAGAGCUCAGGAGCCGGGCGAUAAGAUUCUGGUCGCGUGGCCAAUGCAUGGCUUUCGUGCAGACCUCGCACUUCGGAGACCACUUCGAAAGCCAGACACCUUGCGUCACAUUGCCUUCUUCGUCUACAGCACGAUCAACCGGAAGCCCACCGACGAGCUCUGCAUAGCUCUACUACCGGGGACUCGCGAGACCGCUACGAAAGCCAGACGCCUUCUGUCACCUUGCCGUCUCGUCUACCGCACGAUCAACGAGCUCUACUACCGGGAACUCGCAAAAGAGACCUUCCACAACCAGCCUAACGAUGAGGACAAGUACACGGCCGGGGAAGCACACGAAGAGCCCCCGACACUCAAGUUGCCAGCACAGCAGACGGAACAAAAGCCAGCGAACAAGUUGACCAAGCAGAAGGAUGACUUCGACAACGAUGCGGCCUUCCAUGAAAUCAUGGAAUGGCCGAGCCACAACACAAGAGCGCAGCACCGAGACCACAAAGCCACCAGCAACCCGAGAUGGAGCACCAGCAACGACCGGGGAGACCGGCGCCCAGCAACGACUUCCACACCUCACGACAAGCUCGACAAGGCAUCCUCCUGGGGCGGAAGCAGGCAGCACUACGACGGGCGCGGUGACAAAACCAGUGCAGCAGACCAGGAACCGCCACCUUCGGGGCCGUAUCCACACUUCGACAUCUUCAACCAGGAAAUGGCGACGGGGACACAAAGCACCACUGAAGACACUCACAGCAUCACCGACUUCCUCGACACGAUCCAGCCCCUGCCCAACGACGACGACGCAGAAGCUAGGCAGGGAGCGCCACCGCUGGAGACCCUGUCCUACAACGACGCCAACCACCUCGGCACGAUCCAGCCCCGGCCGAUCAGCGUGCCCUACGACCAGACCACAGUGUACGACGACGACAAAGUGAGCUAUUGGGAGUGGCCAUGGCAGCAAGACGACCAAGUGAAGUUCCUGAGAAGUCGGUGUGAGAGUGUGUGGAGUCAAGGCACGAAAGAUUGCAAAGACAAACAUCUGUUGCUGAAGCCAUGA
Messenger RNA from Symbiodinium necroappetens, 2289 nucleotides. The record is from the annotation of a GenBank genome assembly. Lineage: Eukaryota; Dinophyceae; Suessiales; Symbiodiniaceae.